AUGCCCCAAGCCACACCUCGCCGCAUCCUCAUCCUCACCGAGCUGGGCCUCACGACGCUCGCCUCGUGCCCCCUCGACAUCCACCUCCUCAUUCUCCAGCGUUUCACCCGCCUCUUUGCCUAUGGCGCUUCCACCCUCAUCCUCGUCAGCUACCUCGAGUCGCUGGGCCACAGCCGCACCCGCUCCGGCCUGUUCAUGACGCUCACCCUCGCCGGCGACAUCCUCAUCAGUUUCUUCCUCACCCUGACCGCCGACAAGAUUGGCCGCAAGGCCACCCUCGCGGCCGGUGCCGUCCUCAUGGCCCUCAGCGGCGUCGCCUUCGCCCUCUUGCAAAACUACUGGCUCCUGCUGGCCGCCGCCGUCUUUGGCGUCAUCUCCCCCAGUGGAAACGAGAUCGGGCCCUUCCGCGCCGUCGAGGAGAGCAUCGUCGCCCACCUGACCACCCACGACCAGCGGAGCGACGUCUACGCGUGGUACACCCUGCUCGGCACCGCCGGCACCGCCUUUGGCAUCAUGGCCUGUGGCUGGGCCACCCACGCUCUAGUUGCGGCCGGCCGAGGUCUGGGAGAGGCCUACCGCCUCCUCUUUGCGGGCUAUGCGCUUCUCGGCGUCGUCAAGUUGUUGUUGACGCUGGCACUGUCCCCGGCCGUCGAGGCAGACAGGACGAAGAGGAAUGGGCCACGCUCCGAGUCGGAGCCCCUGUUGAACGGGCAGACGGCUGCUCCCGAGGAGGUCCCGGCGAAUGCGCGGCCGACAUGGGCUUCUUUGGUGCCGCAUGUCACGGCUGAGAGUAGGGCCAUUGCCGCGACCUUGUGUCUGCUGUUUGGCCUGGACGCGUUUGCAUCCGGCCUGGCGCCCCUGUCCUGGGUGACAUUUUACUUUCGCUCGCGGUUCGAUAUCGAGGAGGGUCGCCUGGGCUCCAUAUUCUUCGCCACGUCUCUGAUCUCAGCUGCUUCCGUCGUCGUUGCCUCGUCCAUUUCCAAACGCCUCGGAAAUGUCAAGACAAUGGUCUUCACUCACCUCCCGUCGUCCAUGUUCCUCGCCCUCAUCCCCGUUCCUUCAAACCUCUUCUUGUCCCUCAGUCUGCUGGCCCUCCGCGCGUGCACGCAAUCAAUGGACGUGGCCCCCCGCUCCGCCUUUCUCGCCGCCAUAUUCUUGCCCUCUGAACGGACCGCUGUAAUGGGGCUAGUCAAUGUCGUCAAGACGAGUGCGCAGAGCUUGGGACCUCUCAUCACCGGCGUCUUGGCAAAUCAUCACUUGUUCUGGGUCAGUUUUGUGUGUGCCGGCUCCUUGAAGGUCUGCUAUGAUUUGGGACUACUAGUAGUUUUCAAGGAGCGAGAACAACGGCGAGCAGGGGACGAGGAGACGACGUGA
This is a messenger RNA of Metarhizium album ARSEF 1941, 1374 nucleotides long. Its product is annotated as Major facilitator superfamily domain, general substrate transporter. Gene Ontology annotation, biological process: transmembrane transport. Gene Ontology annotation, molecular function: transmembrane transporter activity. NCBI's taxonomy places the organism in Eukaryota, Fungi, Ascomycota, Sordariomycetes, Hypocreales, Clavicipitaceae. The transcript has 3 exons. Bases 1 to 1374 code for a protein of 457 amino acids. The record is from RefSeq and is a predicted model, not a curated record. Gene Ontology annotation, cellular component: fungal-type vacuole membrane.